AUGUUUGCAGUGAGACGAUUAUUGAGUGUAGGUCGUCGAACGGCCCUGCCACAGUUGCAAGAAAAUGUGAAAAGUGUAAAAAGUCUGGUAACUCCUUUGCUCUCUAUCGAACCAAGAGUGUUGAUCACGUCUCGGAAGGCGUCGAAAUUUGUCGAGCUCAAAGAAGUAAACAGCAAAGGAGAGUCUAUCGUGUUAGCUGAGCUGAGCGUGCUAGACAGUACGGAGAUUGAAACAAAAUUGAGCACUGAGCAGGACGACCAUGGCCGCGAUCAAUUAGAAGUGACCUACACGUGCCCGAGAUGUAACUCGCUCAAUCAAAGAACCAUAAAAAAAUGGGUCUAUGAAAACGGCACAAUCACUGCUCGAUGCCAGGGCUGCGAUGAUAAUCAUGUUGUUUGCGAUCAUCACGGAAGUUAUGAUACCAAUGGAGAAUAUGAACUCGAUGCAAUCUCCGAAAUGGUACUAACUCAUAAAAAGUAUCCACGAAAGCUUCCCAAAGAAAUUCUGGAUGUUAUUGACCGUUAUUAUUCAAAAUCAUAA
This is a messenger RNA of Trichogramma pretiosum, 540 nucleotides long. RefSeq lists its product as uncharacterized. The transcript has a single exon. Gene Ontology annotation, molecular function: protein-folding chaperone binding; zinc ion binding. Gene Ontology annotation, biological process: protein import into mitochondrial matrix; protein stabilization; protein folding. Gene Ontology annotation, cellular component: mitochondrion. Bases 1 to 540 code for a protein of 179 amino acids. The record is from RefSeq and is a predicted model, not a curated record. Lineage: Eukaryota; Metazoa; Arthropoda; Insecta; Hymenoptera; Trichogrammatidae.